AAUUAGCCCUUUGUCUCUCUCAUUCGUUGUCUCCCCCAAAAAUAUCAUUUUACCUUCCAAGAAGAAGAAAGAUAUUUUCCUUAGCUUCCAAACUCACAACGCGAAGCUUCUUCUCAGAUUCCUUCUCAAAAAUGGAUCCGACGGCGGCGGUGAUGCCGAUUGAUCUGCCGAUUAUACACGACAGCGAUCGCUACGACUUCGUGAGGGAUAUAGGGUCUGGUAACUUCGGCGUGGCUCGUCUCAUGACUGAUAGAGUUACAAAGGAGCUUGUCGCUGUUAAGUACAUCGAGAGAGGUGACAAAAUUGAUGAAAAUGUUCAGAGGGAGAUCAUCAAUCACAGGUCCUUGAGGCAUCCUAAUAUUGUCAGGUUUAAGGAGGUGAUUUUGACGCCUAGCCAUCUGGCUAUUGUGAUGGAGUAUGCUUCUGGUGGUGAACUUUAUGACCGUAUCUGUAACGCAGGGCGAUUUAGUGAAGAUGAGGCUCGGUUCUUCUUCCAGCAGCUUAUCUCUGGAGUUAAUUAUUGUCAUGCAAUGGUACCUUCUUGCAACUUGUUCCUCUUCUUUGUUUCAGUGAUUUUACUCUUUGUGUUGAUUUAUUCCUACGUGAAGCAAAUAUGUCAUCGAGACCUGAAGCUGGAGAAUACAUUGUUGGAUGGAAGUCCUGCCCCUCGUUUGAAAAUAUGUGAUUUUGGUUACUCCAAGUCUUCUGUUCUUCAUUCGCAACCAAAGUCAACUGUUGGUACUCCUGCAUACAUUGCACCAGAGAUUCUUCUUCGUCAGGAAUAUGAUGGCAAGAUGGCUGAUGUAUGGUCAUGCGGCGUGACCUUAUACGUAAUGCUGGUUGGAGCAUAUCCAUUUGAGGAUCCAGCCGAGCCUAGAGAUUAUCGCAAGACUAUACAAAGAAUCCUUAGUGUCACAUACUCAAUCCCUGAGGACUUAAACCUCUCACCAGGAUGUCGCUAUCUAAUAUCAAGGAUCUUCGUGGCUGAUCCUGCAACAAGAAUCAGUAUUCAAGAGAUCAAAUCCCAUGAAUGGUUCUUGAGGAAUCUCCCUGCUGAUCUGAUGGACGAGAACAGAAUGAGUAGUCAGUUUCAAGAGCCAGAGCAGCCGAUGCAGAGCCUUGACACUAUCAUGCAGAUCAUCUCAGAGGCUACUAUUCCAGCUGUUAGAAACCGUUGUCUUGAUGACUUCAUGGCUGAUAAUCUUGACCUAGACGAUGACAUGGAUGACUUUGAUUCCGAAUCUGAGAUUGAUGUUGACAGUAGCGGAGAGAUAGUUUAUGCUCUUUGAGGGUUUGAGGACAAAGUCUGUUUUGUCCGUACUGUUUGUUGUUCAGACGCUAUUGGAGUCUUCUCUUAGCUCCUCUCGCAUCCUUUAUUUGUGGAUCGUUUGCUGUCCUUUAUUCACUACAGACUUUGGAUUCACAUACAUAUAUAUGUGUAAUAUAUUUUAUAAUAUAUGAUCC
Molecule: messenger RNA, 1464 nt
Organism: Eruca vesicaria subsp. sativa (arugula)
Lineage: Eukaryota; Viridiplantae; Streptophyta; Magnoliopsida; Brassicales; Brassicaceae
Source: the annotation of a GenBank genome assembly